Molecule: messenger RNA, 4431 nt
Organism: Austrofundulus limnaeus
Lineage: Eukaryota; Metazoa; Chordata; Actinopteri; Cyprinodontiformes; Rivulidae
Gene: cyfip1
Product: cytoplasmic FMR1 interacting protein 1
Exons: 31
Coding region: 271-4032 (1253 amino acids)
Biological process (GO): regulation of actin filament polymerization
Molecular function (GO): small GTPase binding
Source: RefSeq, a predicted model, not a curated record
UGUUGAGUUUCCCUGUUUUGAGGGACAGGAACUCCCUGCUCGUCUCGACUUCUCUCCCCCGCCCAUGAUAACACCGAGCGAGGAAAAGAAGAUCCUUCUCCGGACCCGACGACUGUUAAAAACUCCCACCCGGACUGAGAAAAGACGGUUCGAACCGGGCGGGACGUCCGGGCUCGCGACGGGGACUGAAAAGUUCCGUCUGCAUGGCGCCGUGGUGAGAUUUAUUCACGCGCAAGUUUUCCCUGCGAACCGACAAGUUCGGCCGGCAGCAUGACGUCUGCAGUGACUUUAGAGGACGCCCUGUCCAACGUGGACCUGCUGGAGGAGCUGCCGCUCCCAGACCAGCAGCCAUGCAUCGAGCCCCUCCCCUCCUCGCUCAUGUAUCAGCCCAACUUCAACACCAACUUUGAGGACCGAAAUGCAUUUGUCACCGGCAUCGCCAGAUACAUCGAGCAGGCCACUGUUCACUCCAGCAUGAAUGACAUGUUGGAGGAGGGUCAGGAGUAUGCUGUCAUGCUUUACACCUGGAGGAGCUGCUCACGUGCAAUACCACAGGUAAAGUGCAACGAGCAGCCCAACAGAGUGGAGAUCUAUGAGAAGACUGUGGAGGUCCUCGAGCCAGAAGUCACCAAGCUGAUGAAUUUCAUGUACUUCCAGCGCACAGCCAUCGAUCGCUUCUGCGGGGAGGUCCGUCGGCUGUGCCACGCCGAGCGCAGGAAAGACUUUGUGUCUGAGGCGUACCUGCUGACCCUGGGGAAGUUCAUCAACAUGUUCGCAGUGCUCGAUGAGCUGAAGAACAUGAAGUGCAGCGUCAAGAACGACCACUCUGCAUACAAACGGGCGGCUCAGUUCCUCAGAAAGAUGUCAGAACCGUCCUCCAUCCAGGAGUCCCAGAACCUGUCCAUGUUCCUGGCAAACCACAAUAAAAUCACUCAGUCGCUGCAGCAGCAGCUGGAAGUGAUUCAUGGUUAUGAAGAGCUGCUGGCCGACAUCGUCAACCUGUGUGUGGAUUACUACGAGAACAAGCUGUACCUGACUCCCAGUGAGAAGCACAUGCUUCUCAAGGUGAUGGGUUUUGGUUUGUACCUCAUGGAUGGAAACAGCAGCAACAUUUAUAAACUGGAUGCCAAGAAGAGAAUCAACCUCACGAAGAUUGACAAGUUUUUCAAGCAACUCCAAGUGGUCCCGCUUUUUGGUGACAUGCAGAUCGAAUUGUCCCGUUACAUAAAGACCAGCGCUCACUUUGAAGAGAACAAAUCCAGGUGGACUUGCACAUCUAUCUCCAGCAGCCCUCAGUACAACAUCUGUGAGCAGAUGAUUCAGAUCAGGGAGGAUCACAUGCGCUUCAUCUCUGAGCUCGCUCGCUACAGCAACAGUGAGGUGGUGACUGGAUCAGGGCGCCAGGAGGCCCAGAAGACUGACUCAGAGUACAGGAAGCUGUUCGAUUUGGCCCUGCAGGGCAUGCAGCUGCUCUCCCAGUGGAGUGCUCACGUUAUGGAAGUGUACUCAUGGAAACUGGUUCACCCGACAGACAAAUACUCUAACAAGGAGUGCCCCGACAAUGCUGAGGAGUAUGAGAGGGCCACUCGCUACAACUACACAAGCGAGGAGAAGUUCGCCCUCGUAGAGGUGAUUGCGAUGAUAAAGGGACUGCAGGUGCUGAUGGGACGCAUGGAGAGCGUGUUCAACCACGCCAUCCGCCACACCAUCUACUCAGCUCUGCAGGACUUUUCCCAGGUGACGCUGCGCGACCCGCUGAGGCAGGCCAUCAAGAAGAAGAAGAACGUCAUCCAGAGCGUCCUUCAGGCCAUCCGUAAAACGGUCUGUGACUGGGAGACCGGCCGGGAGCCGCACAACGACCCUGCCCUCCGCGGAGAAAAGGAUCCAAAGGGAGGAUUUGACAUCAAGGUUCCUCGUCGAGCUGUGGGGCCCUCCAGCACACAGCUCUACAUGGUGAGGACCAUGCUGGAGUCUCUUAUUGCUGACAAAAGUGGCUCAAAGAAGACUCUGCGCAGCGGUCUGGAGGGUCCCACCAUUCUGGACAUUGAAAAGUUUCACAAGGAGUCCUUCUUUUACACACACCUGCUGAACUUCAGCGAGACUCUGCAGCAGUGUUGUGACCUCUCCCAGCUCUGGUUCAGAGAGUUCUUUCUGGAGCUCACGAUGGGCCGCAGGAUCCAGUUCCCCAUCGAGAUGUCCAUGCCCUGGAUCCUCACCGACCACAUUCUGGAGACCAAGGAAGCGUCCAUGAUGGAGUAUGUGUUGUAUCCCCUGGAUCUAUACAAUGACAGCGCACACUACGCUCUGACCAAAUUCAAGAAGCAGUUCCUCUACGAUGAGAUUGAGGCCGAGGUCAACUUGUGUUUCGAUCAGUUUGUCUACAAGCUGGCCGAUCAGAUUUUUGCUCACUAUAAGAUUCUAGCUGGAAGCCUCCUGCUUGACAAACGUUUGAGGACUGAAUGCAAGAACCAAGGGGCCAACAUUCCCUGGCCUGCCUCCAACCGCUACGAGACUCUGCUGAAGCAACGCCACGUCCAGCUCCUGGGCCGCUCCAUCGAUCUAAACCGACUCAUCACUCAGAGAGUUUCAGCAGCUCUUCACAAAUCUCUGGAGCUCGCCAUCAACCGAUUUGAGAGUGAAGACCUCACCUCAGUAAUGGAGCUAGAGGGUCUUCUGGAGAUCAACCGCAUGACGCACAAACUUCUCAGUAAGUUUGUGACUCUGGACAGCUUCGAUGCCAUGUUCCGCGAGGCGAACCACAACGUGUCGGCCCCGUACGGCAGGAUAACGCUACACGUCUUCUGGGAACUCAACUACGACUUCCUGCCCAACUAUUGCUACAACGGCUCUACGAACAGGUUUGUGCGGACCAUCCUGCCUUUCUCUCAGGAGUUCCAGAGGGAUAAGCCCCCCAACGCUCAGCCUCACUAUCUGUACGGGUCAAAGACCUUGAACCUGGCCUACACCAGCAUAUUUAGCUGCUACAGGAACUUUCUGGGGCCCCCUCACAUUAAAGCCAUGUGCAGACUGCUGGGCUACCAGGGCAUCGCUGUGGUGAUGGAGGAGCUGCUUAAAGUCGUCAAGAGCCUGCUUCAGGGGACCAUACUGCAGUACGUGAAGACUCUGAUGGAGGUGAUGCCCAAGAUUUGCAGGCUUCCUCGCCAUGAGUACGGCUCUCCUGGUAUCCUGGAGUUCUUCCACCACCAGCUGAAGGACAUCGUCGAGUACGCCGAACUGAAGACCGUGUGUUUCCAGAACCUGAGGGAGGUGGGAAACGCCCUCUUGUUCUGCCUGCUGAGUGAGCAGAGUCUGUCGCAGGAAGAAGUUUGUGAUUUGCUCCAUGCUGCACCGUUCCAGAACAUUCUGCCCAGAGUUCAUGUCAAAGAAGGGGAACGCCUGGAUGCCAAGAUGAAGCGCUUGGAAGCUAAAUACACGGCGCUGCACAUGGUCCCACUCAUAGAGCGCCUUGGAACCCCCCAGCAAAUAGCCAUUGCCCGUGAAGGUGACCUGCUGACCAAGGAGAGGCUGUGCUGCGGCCUGUCCAUGUUUGAAGUCAUCCUCGCGCGCGUGCGAGGCUUCUUGGACGACCCCAUCUGGCGCGGGCCGUUGCCCAGUAACGGCGUGAUGCACGUGGACGAAUGCGUGGAGUUCCACCGCCUCUGGAGCGCCAUGCAGUUCGUGUACUGCAUCCCUGUGGGAGCGCACGAGUUCACUGUGGAGCAGUGCUUUGGAGACGGUCUCCACUGGGCGGGCUGCAUGAUCAUCGCUCUCCUGGGCCAGCAGAGACGCUUCGACAUCCUCGACUUCAGCUACCACCUCCUGAAGGUGCAGAAACACGACGGCAAAGAUGAGGUCAUCAAGAGCGUGCCUCUGAAGAAGAUGGUGGACAGGAUUCGCAAAUUCCAGGUUCUCAACGACGAGAUCUUUGCCGUCCUGAACAAAUACCUGAAGUCUGGAGACGGGGAGAACAUGCCGGUGGAGCACGUCCGCUGCUUCCAGCCUCCGAUCCACCAGUCGCUCGCCAGCAGCUGAGGCGCUGCUACAAAUAUAAACCCUGUGGACCAGUGACAAGUUCCAAACACUGCCAGCAUUACCAGAACAUCCACACCUUGUUUUUAGCUCUUUAGUGACAAAGGACCAUUAAAUCCAAUAAGUUGGGCCACYUUUUUUUUUGUAUUCACUUGUGCCUUAUGAGAAAAGAAUUAAUUAUUUUAUACUUUAAAAAAACAACAGAUGAGGGAUGGAAGCUAGCUUUUUAUCAGAUGACUAUUUAAAGGUUUGCAGUGGUGAAAUAUUAGGUGGAAGUAAUUUUGUACUGCAUGCUAAAACAUUAAAGGAAACAAAAGUAGCAAAGCUUGUACUCAUGUUAAGCAUUCACUGUGCCUUGUAAUGUUUUAAUCAUUUUAAUUCAAUAAAUAUGUUACAAAUCUG